Messenger RNA from Cotesia congregata, 1251 nucleotides. The record is from the annotation of a GenBank genome assembly. NCBI's taxonomy places the organism in Eukaryota, Metazoa, Arthropoda, Insecta, Hymenoptera, Braconidae.
AUGGAUUAUACUAAAACUUACUGCAUUAUUGAAAGAAAUAGAAAUGAUUUUAUUAUUUUCCCUACAAAAUACAUAUAUUUUGAAGACGAUAAAAACCGUGUACUCCCCAUAUCGGAAGCGACUGGUAUAGUUGAAACAUUUUUUGCUUAUGAAAAUGGAAGGGUGAAACAAAUUAAAAAAAUAAUUAAAUGUAGCGACAAUAUGGCCGAGUUACAAAAAAGUAUGGAAACUGGAAAACGAUUAAAGGUGAAAAAAAAUUUGUCAUUCGCCACUGAACCUGAAAGUGCUGCUGCAAAAAAAAAACGCUUAGCACAAGAAGAAAAACAGAAGGCCAAUUCAAAAAAAAAACCCAGAUCGAAUAAUAUAAUAACCUCAGCUAAAGAUAAGAAUAAUAACAAAAAUUCAAAUGAAACAAAUAAACACACUGGAGUUGCAAUUCUAGAGGAUGAUUCGCAGAAUACAGAAACUGGAAGUGACAACGAUGCGGAAGAUUUUGAAAAUAAUAGUAAUUAUCAAAUACUAUUCGAUGACACACUACCAGUCUUAGAAGGCAGUGACUUGUUUGAGCCGAAUUAUUCUUCCACUCCACCUGAUUCACCAAAUCAUCUGAUGUUACCUCUAAGCCAUGGUCAGAGCGGCCAUGAUCAGAGUGACCAGGAUCAGAGUGAACAGGAUCAGAGUGACCAGGAUCAAAAUGAUCAGGAUCAGAAUGACCAUCAUCAGAGUAGCCAUGAUCAAAGCGACCGUAGUCAGAACAGUCGUAAUCAAAAUACCGAUAAUCAGAACAGCCAUGAUGACGGCAGCCAUGGUCAGAGUAGCGUUCGUGAUGAAGAAUCAAAUGAUGAUGUUAUGGAGGAAUUUUUCAAUAACUUGUGGCCAGAAGCAAGUUCAAGUUCUGUCUUAAGCGUAAAUGUAACUCAACUGAAGCAGUGCUUCAAAGAGUUUGGAGGACAUAUGAUGGGAAAUAUUAUCAAAGUGUUGAAGAAAACGCAAAAUAAGAACGACGAAUAUGAAAUACCCCCAGUUAUCAAUAAUAAGAUAAAGAUAUUAGGAUCAUUAUUGGAUGCUGAAGAACUAUUACUAGCUAAAGAUGUAACAACUAUGAGAAUCUGUGCCAACCACGUGAUUAGAGCAUUUUGGCCGCUAGAAGAACGGAAGAAAUUAGUGCUAUCGAAUAGAAGUGGGCAACCAGCGGGUAGAGUAACAAUUAAACAAGAUGAUGUGGAAAAAAUAAAAAGUAAGUAUUGUUAG